Patiria miniata (bat star) is the source of this 1011-nucleotide messenger RNA. RefSeq names its product T-cell surface protein tactile-like. Gene Ontology annotation, cellular component: cell-cell junction. Gene Ontology annotation, molecular function: cell adhesion molecule binding. The record is from RefSeq and is a predicted model, not a curated record. NCBI's taxonomy places the organism in Eukaryota, Metazoa, Echinodermata, Asteroidea, Valvatida, Asterinidae. The transcript is spliced from 5 exons. Gene Ontology annotation, biological process: cell-cell adhesion. The coding region runs from base 1 to 1011 and encodes 336 amino acids.
AUGUUUGGUACUGCAUGCCACGUUUCAUGUGAGACGAUUUUGACGGCCGUGAAGGGAGAGGAUGUGGUCCUGGAAUGCAAGUUACCGGAUUUGGCUGAGACUCCACCUUGCAGUAAUGCAGGCAUCCAAUUCGAAUGGCUUGCAGAUAAUGGGACCAUUGCCGGAUGUGCAAACACCAGUGCAAACUAUACACUUAACAAGACCAGUGGAGCUUUGACGAUCCCGCAUGUUUCAGGGUCAUUGAAUGGCACACAUUAUCACUGUCAAGUGUUACAAGGAACGGGACCCCGCAAAUAUGCCGUAGAACUCAUCGUGUUUAAUGGGACAGCAAUUACUGAAACAACUUCCAUGUUGAACGGGAUAGUAGGAGGGGGUAUCGCUUUGGAAUGUUUCGUCAAAAGAGUUCCAUUGGGCUUUCCGCACAUUACCUUCAAGUGGUUGCUUGGAAACAAACUCUUGCACGAUGUGUGCACAGACGAGGGCAGCACUAAGACAGGGAAGUAUGACUAUCACCAUGACAACUACGGUUGCAAUUUGACGAUUAACAACCUUGAGUUAACUGAUGAGGGGCGCUACAGAUGUGAAGCUCGGUAUUCGGCUACGACGGUGUGGAAAAAAAAAUCAUUGACAGUUAAUGUGCCACCCAAAGAUGUGUACAUCAUCAACGCCAACACCGGCGAAGUUUAUAGCGGAUACGUGCUCAUCAGACUGGACACCGACCAGCGCUUCACCUGCCUGGCCACAGACACUAAACCCCCGGCAGAAAUCACCUGGACACUCGCUGGAAAGAACAGAAGCGGCGAGACGAGGGUAGUUGGUACGAGAUUGUACAACACCAGCAGCACGUUUACCGUGCCGUCGUUUCAGCCUGGUCAGCGGGAGAAUCUAACGUGCACGGCAACUGGAGCAGGAGGGAAGGUGGUCACGAAUAUUCGGUUGCUCGGCCACUAUGAAAAAACAGCCUACUUGGCCACAGACCUGACGUACAAGCCUACUUGGCCACAGACCUGA